AUUUUGUGAGCCAACGUCGCUGCCGCUGCUGUAGCUGCCACUGCUGCGUCCCCCCAGCCCCGACUCGGGUAUCCGUCGCCGUCAAGGCCUCGCCGGUUGUUUGCGUUUCUCUCUUUCUUUCCUCCCACUGCUGAACCUGAGAGAGCCCCGGGCGAACCCAGCCGCGGCCUUUUCCCCCCGAGCAGCGCCCAGCCACAGAAUCGCAUGUCCACUAUCCAGAACCUCCAAUCCUUCGGUUCAGUGUGCAGCUGCAGAGGGGCUCCUGUAUGUCAUUGGGUAAGCCCAACAGGCCUCUCCAGUGCCUGGUGUGAACAGACAAUGUAUUUUGGAACGGGCCCCAGAAGCUCCCCACUACAAUGCACAGGAGUUGCAUGGCAGACUGAUGUGGAAGGAGUUCUUUGAAGACCCCUUUGCUGAUGCAACUAAGGGUGACGACUUACUCCCGGCAGGGACUGAAGACUACAUCCAUAUAAGGAUCCAGCAACGAAACGGCAGAAAGACACUAACUACUGUUCAGGGGAUUGCAGAUGACUAUGACAAAAAGAAGCUUGUAAAAGCUUUUAAAAAGAAAUUUGCCUGUAAUGGUACUGUGAUUGAGCAUCCUGAAUACGGGGAAGUGAUCCAGUUGCAAGGUGAUCAGAGGAAGAACAUUUGCCAGUUCCUCCUGGAGGUUGGCAUUGUUAAGGAGGAGCAGCUGAAAGUUCAUGGCUUCUAAAAUGUGUGUGCUUACAUGAAGAACUCUGCGAGUUUUGUUCUUGCCGACGCUGGCUAUUCUGUGAAAUAUGAUUCUUUGCCAUAAAUGGACUUUCCAUUCCAAAUCUGAUUUGCUUUUGCAUGACUACAGAAAACAUGUGGAGUGUAGACUAGAAACACAUAAGAAAACUGCAGUAAGAUGGUAACACGAGACCCUUGAGAAUUUUAACACAUUUCCAAUGGAAAUGUUCUACUGCUGAUAGUUCAGUGUAUUACUUUUCACCUGAUUUAAAUGUUGUAUUAAAACCAUGUGUGUUGCAGCUUAAAUAAAAUGUCUCUUAUCUUAA
Molecule: messenger RNA, 1040 nt
Organism: Elgaria multicarinata webbii
Lineage: Eukaryota; Metazoa; Chordata; Lepidosauria; Squamata; Anguidae
Gene: EIF1B
Product: eukaryotic translation initiation factor 1B
Exons: 5
Coding region: 383-715 (110 amino acids)
Biological process (GO): translational initiation
Cellular component (GO): eukaryotic 43S preinitiation complex
Molecular function (GO): translation initiation factor activity; RNA binding; ribosomal small subunit binding
Source: RefSeq, a predicted model, not a curated record